Messenger RNA from Pelobates fuscus (common spadefoot toad), 2514 nucleotides. RefSeq names its product chloride anion exchanger-like. The record is from RefSeq and is a predicted model, not a curated record. The transcript has 21 exons. The coding region runs from base 86 to 2362 and encodes 758 amino acids. Lineage: Eukaryota; Metazoa; Chordata; Amphibia; Anura; Pelobatidae. Gene Ontology annotation, cellular component: plasma membrane. Gene Ontology annotation, biological process: transmembrane transport. Gene Ontology annotation, molecular function: bicarbonate transmembrane transporter activity; chloride transmembrane transporter activity; oxalate transmembrane transporter activity.
AUUAGCUUCCAGUUACACAGUUUAUAAAGUUGCCCACAUAAGAAUAUUUUCAGUAGGAUUCUGAUGAAAGGUGUAUUUUGUUACAAUGACUGAACUUGUUAAAAGAAAGUAUUUGGUAGAACGGCCAAUUUAUUCCGAAGACUCCUUCAGCUCAGACCAUGAAAUUGUGGACAGGCACCAUACAACUGCAUUGGACCACUUAAAGCGUGUAUGUGGGUGCUCAUCACAGAAAGCAAAGAGAAUUGCUUUAACUUUUUUCCCGAUUGCCUCAUGGCUACCCAGUUAUCGUAUUAAAGAGUGGCUUAUCAGUGAUUUAAUAUCUGGAGUAACCACAGGACUUGUGGCUGUACUGCAAGGUUUGGCAUAUGCCCUUCUAGCCAAUGUAUCUCCUGGAUAUGGACUGUAUUCAGCAUUUUUCCCUGCUGUGGUAUAUUUUUUCUUUGGAACAUCCAGACACAUAUCUGCUGGUCCUUUCCCUGUCGUAAGUCUGAUGGUUGGAUCAGUCGUGGCUAAUCUUGUCCCUGACAACACAGGUAAUGGAAAUUCUACUGUUGUCAAUGCAACUGCAGAAGAAAUACUAAACAACGAGAGAAUAGUUGUGGCAGCAUCUUUAACAUUCCUUGUUGGGCUUAUUCAGUUAGGUUUGGGUCUUCUGCGAGUUGGCUUCAUAGUCAUAUAUUUGUCAGAACCUUUAAUCAAUGGUUUCACAACGGCUGCUGCUAUUGAAGUUGUGGUGUCACAGUUAAAAUAUGUUUUUGCAGUUCAAAUCCCUUCAUUUAGUGGACCACUAGCCUUGUUUUAUUCAUUGGAGAGCAUCUUUUCACAGAUAACAAAAACCAAUCCUGCUGAUCUUAUAAUAGCAAUUAUUGUCAUGGUUUUUGUUUAUGCUUUCAAAGAAAUCAAUGAUCGCUUCAAGUCAAAACUACCGGUACCGAUCCCUAUUGAAAUAAUAAUGACUAUCAUUGCAGCAGGUGUGUCUUAUGCAUUUAAUUUCAAAGAUAGGUUCAAAGUGAAUAUUGUUGGAGCAAUCCAAAAAGGAUUUCAACCUCCUGUGGCACCAAGUAUUUCAGUUUUCCAAGCAACCAUUGCUAACUCUUUCUCCAUUGCAAUUGUUGGAUUUGCGGUGGCAUUUUCGGUUGCUAAAGUUUAUUCAAUCAAGCAUAAUUAUAGUGUAAAUGGCAACCAGGAAUUGAUAGCAUUUGGACUUAGCAACAUAAUGUGUGGCUCAUUUAAAGGAUUUGCAGCAAGCACGUCUUUAUCAAGAUCAUCAGUACAAGAAAGCACAGGAGGCAAAACUCAGGUUGCUGGGAUCAUAUCAGGUACACUUGUUUUGAUAGUGACGUUAGCUAUUGGAUACCUGCUGGAGCCAUUGCCAAAGGCUGUCCUUGCAGCGAUAAUUAUUAUAAAUUUAAAAGGAAUGCUAAAGAAAUUUAACGAAAUUCCUGUGUUGUUCAAGAGAGAUAAAUAUGAUUGUCUUGUAUGGAUAUUGACAUUUAUAGCCUCAGUAAUUCUUGGACUGGAUCUUGGUCUUGCAGUUGGUGUAGGCAUUGAACUUUUAACAGUGGUAUUUCGAGUACAGUUCCCCAAAUUUUCAGUGAUUGCGAAUAUCCAGAGAACAGACAUCUAUAGAAAUAAAAAGGAUUACAAUGAUAUGUAUGAACCAAAAGGAGUGAGGAUUUUCAGAUGUCCUGCGCCAAUCUUUUUUGCUAAUGUUGAAUUCUUCAAAGAGAAACUUAUAAAUGCAGCUGGUUUCAAUCCAUUGUGGGUUCUGCGUAAGCGUAAUAAGGCACUAAGGAAAAUCAAGAAGCUGUUAAAAAAAGGAGAGCUAAAGCUGACAUCAAAAGGUUUAAUCUGCACUUCAUAUGACUACAAAGACUCUGAUAAUGAAGAAUUGGACAAUAAUAGAUUAGAAGAGCUUGACCAGCCUAUAAACACAUCAGAUUUGCCCGUUGACAUAGAUUGGAAUGCAGAUCUUCCAGAUGUCAUUAAUGUUCCCAAAGUUGAAAUCCACAGUCUUAUUCUUGAUUUUGGAUCUGUAUCAUUCAUCGAUAUGUCUGGGAUGAAGGUUCUUAAAGGUAUUGUGAAGGAAUUCCUGAAUGUUGGAGUACAUGUGAGCUUUGCUGGUGCUGACAUUGGUGUUUUGGAGAAGUUAAACAAGAGUAAAUUUUUUGAUGAUGACAUUAAAAUGUCCAUGUUUUUUCUCACGGUUCAUGAUGCUGUCUUACACACAAUAGACGUGAACGACUUGCAAAAAUUGUUAAAAAGUGACCAAGUUUUGGAAGCGGAUAAUAUGGUAUUUUCGAAUGAAAUGACAAAUGGAACUAUCAAAAAUGAUUCAGUGGGAAAUGAGACACGAUUCUAAAAUCAUGAUUUCACUGCAUACAACAUUUUAUAAAUUGGAAGCAUACAAUAUAUGGUACAAGACAGAAGAUCUUCCCCAAAGAGAUAUAGAAUACGUUUGUUAUGGUAAAUCUGAUGUCUUAUUGUACUCCUAAAUGUUAUAUAACCGACACA